GAACCCUCCAGGGCGUGCCCGUAGUGACGUCACCCUCGUGGGGGCGUGGCCGCGUGGCGGCCGUUCGCCGAGGGGGCGUGCCCUCCGCGCGUGACGUCACCGCGCGGGCGCGUCCGCCCGUGCGUGACGCUCCCGCCAGUGCCCAACAUGGCGGCGGGCGGCGGCGGCGGCGGCUGUGGGGGGACCCCGCUCUCGCCGGGCCCGUUCCUGCCGCCGCUGCUGCUGCUGCUGGCGCUGCCCGGCGGCGCCGUUCCCGCGGCCGACACCGUAGUGCUGGGGCUGCGCCUGGAGGAGAGCACCAAACCGGCGGCGGCGGCGGCGGUGGCACCGGCGGGGGCGGCCGAGCGCGGGCCCAUCCGCCUGACGGAAGGCAGCGAGGCCUUGCUGCGGCUCUACGGGCUGGGGCUGGGCCCCGGCGCCGCCGAGCGCGUGGCCUUCGCCGAGCUGCGGCCGGGCGGCAACGCCUCGAGCGGCAACGCCACGUGCCAGGAGCGCUCGCAGGACCUGGUGGUGCGGCCCGGGCCCGCCGAGCCCCGCGACACCUCGGCCCUGCUCCGCGUGCGGGUGCAGCCGCUGCGCAAGGACGAGAGGGCCAAGACCUACGUGCUGUGCUCGCAGCGCCGGCCCGGCCAGCCCUGGCUGCCGCACCAAGGGCCCGACGGGCACGUGGUGGUGCUGGAGGAGAAGAAGUCGCUGCUGCCGCUGUGGUUGCAGGUGAUUCUGAUCGCGGGCUUGUUGGUGCUGUCGGGGAUGUUCAGCGGGCUCAAUUUGGGGCUGAUGGCGUUGGAUCCCAUGGAGCUGAGGAUCGUGCAGAACUGCGGCACCGAUAAGGAGAAGCGUUACGCCCGCAGGAUCGAGCCCAUCCGCAGGAAGGGGAAUUACCUGCUCUGCUCGCUGCUGCUGGGCAACGUGCUGGUCAACACCACGCUGACCAUCCUGCUGGACGACCUCAUCGGCUCCGGCAUCGGCGCCGUGGUGGCCUCCACCAUCGGCAUCGUCAUCUUCGGCGAGAUCGUGCCGCAGGCGCUGUGCUCGCGGCACGGGCUGGCCGUGGGCGCCAACACCAUCGUGGUCACCAAGUUCUUCAUGCUGGUCACCUUCCCGCUGUCCUACCCCAUCAGCAAGCUGCUGGACUGCAUCCUGGGCCAGGAGAUCGGCACCGUCUACAACCGGGAGAAGCUGGUGGAGAUGCUGAAGGUGACGGAGCCCUACAACGACCUGGUGAGGGAGGAGCUCAACAUGAUCCAGGGAGCGCUGGAGCUGCGCACCAAGACGGUGGAGGACGUGAUGACCCCGCUGCAGAACUGCUUCAUGAUCAACAGCGACGCCAUCCUGGACUUCAACACCAUGUCGGAGAUCAUGGAGAGCGGCUACACGCGCAUCCCGGUCUACGAGGACGAGAGGUCCAACAUCAUGGACAUCCUCUACGUCAAGGACCUGGCCUUCGUGGACCCCGACGACUGCACGCCCCUCAAGACCAUCACCAAGUUCUACAACCACCCCGUGCACGUGGUGUUCCACGACACCAAGCUGGAUGCCAUGCUGGAGGAGUUCAAGAAGGGGAAGUCCCACCUGGCCAUCGUGCAGAAGGUGAACAACGAGGGCGAGGGCGACCCCUUCUACGAGGUGCUGGGGCUGGUGACGCUCGAGGACGUCAUCGAGGAGAUCAUCAAGUCGGAGAUCCUGGACGAAUCCGACACCUACAUUGACAACCGCAGCAGGAAGAGGGUGUGCAACCAGAAGAACCGACGGGACUUCUCGGCCUUCAAGGACCCCGACAACGAGCUGAAGGUCAAGGUGUCACCUCAGCUCCUGCUGGCCGCCCACCGCUUCCUGUCCACCGAGGUGACCCUCUUCACCCCCAACUUCAUCUCGGAGAAGAUCCUGCUGCGGCUCCUCAAAUACUCCGACGUCAUCCAGGAGCUCAAGUUCGACGAGGAGAACAAGAAAUCCCCACGGCACUUCCUGUACAGCAAGAACAAACCGGCCGACUACUUCAUCCUCAUCCUGCAGGGCAAGGUGGAGGUGGAGGCUGGCAAGGAGUGCAUGAAGUUCGAGGCAGGAGCCUUUUCCUACUACGGGGUGAUGGCCCUGAGUCCUCCUCCUGGAUCUGAGAUCCGUUCCCCGUCCCACAUGAGCGGCCUGAACCGCUCGGCCUCGCUGAGCUACCACGAGCGCUCGGACUCGGGCUCGUCGCCGGUGAGCGGCAGCAACAACCAGCUCAACGCCGGCGGCGCCCAGUACGUGGCCGACUUCAGCGUCCGCGCGCUCACCGACCUCCAGUUCGUCAAGAUCACGCGGCAGGAGUACCAGAACGGGCUGCUGGCCUCGCGCAUGGACAGUUGUCCCCAGUCCCCCGACAGCGCCGCCCCCAAAGCCGACCCGGCCAUCCCGGAGAAGCCGGAGCCGCCGGCGCCGGCCGACGAAACCACGAGUUUGCUCAACGAGAGGAACUGCCUGAGCCGCCGGAGCAACCACAGUGGCCUGGAGAACUCCAUCUGACCCCGGCCGCGCCGGCGCGCUGCGGCGUGCCCGGCGUGCCCGGUGCAGGGACCUUUUCCCGGUAGGAUGAGCCGGUGGAGGAUGAGGAUGAGGAUGAGGAGGAGGCGUGGUGGGGAUGGAGGAGCUGGGAUUGGCUGCUGCUGUUCCAGGCCGGCUCCAUCGGUUUGGGAUGGACGGAGCGGCGCCGGCACUGCCGGCACGGCGCCGACGGCUCAGGGAGCUUCGGGUCUCGGUUUGCCGUGGGGACCCUGGGGAUGGAAAUCCCAGCCCUGUCAGGAGAUCUGGGAUGGACAUCCCAACCCUUCCAGGAGAUCUGGGGUGGAAAUCCCAACCCUGCCAGGAGAUCUGGGGUGGACAUCCCAACCCUGCCAGGAGAUCUGGGAUGGACAUCCCAACCCUUCCAGGAGAUCUGGGAUGGAAAUCCCAACCCUUCCAGGAGAUCUGGGGUGGACAUCCCAACCCUUCCAGGAGAUCUGGGAUGGAAAUCCCAACCCUGCCAGGAGAUCUGGGGUGGAAAUCCCAACCCUGUCAGGAGAUCUGGGGUGGAAAUCCCAACCCUGCCAGGAGAUCUGGGGUGGACAUCCCAACCAUGGCAGAGUCCAUCCCAAUCCUUCUAGGAACCCCAACCCUGCCAGAAGCCCCAGGAUGGAAAUCCCAGCCUUUCCAGGAAAUCUGGGAUGGACACCUCAGUCCUUCCAGGGUCCAUCCCAACCUUUCAGGGACCCCAGGAUGGACACCUCAAUCCUUCCAGGACCCUCAGGACGGACAUCCCCACCAUGCCAGAGUCCAUCCCAAUCCUUCUAGGAACCCCAGCCCUUCCAGGAAUCCCAGAAUGGACAUCCCAACCCUGCCAGGACCCUCAGGAUGGACACCCCAAACCUUUGGGAUCCUUGGGAUGGCAAUUCCGUCCCUUUGGGGUCUCCUGCACGAUUUUGGGAUGGGAAUUCCAUCAAUUUAGCUUCUCCUACCCAUCCUGGCAUGGGAUUUCCAUCCCUUCAGGAUCUCCUUCACCAUUUUGGGAUGGGAAUUCCAUCCCUUUGGAUCUUCUACCCAUCCUGGGAUGAGAAUUCCAUCCCUUUGGGGUCUCCUCCACCAUUUUGGGAUGUCCUGGGAUGGGAAUCCUGACCCCGUUCUGGUGGUUUUGGGGUCUCCUGGAUGAAUCCCAGCCCCUUCCCCGCUGGCCCGGGGAUUUUGAGGUCUGGAUUUUGGGGUCUGACUUUGAGAUCUGGAUUUUGGGAUCAGGACUUUGUAGGGUCUGACUUUGAGGUCUGAACUUUGGGGUCCAGAUUUUUGGGUCUGGAUUUUCAGGUCUGACUUUGGGGUCUGGUUUUUGGGGUGACACAGCGCUAGUGACCAAAGUUGUACAGGCAGGAGGGGGCUGAGGGUCCCCCCAAAACCCCCCUGGGGUUUUUUGGGGUCAGAGCCUGACCCCAAAGAAACAAAAAUAAGCACAAAAGUUCCCCCUGGGUGAACUCCUGUAAGUUAUUGGGAGAAGGUUGAAUUAUUUUUGUUAAUCACAUCUCGACGAUCAGUUCCUAGCUCCUUCCGUGGGGAGAUUUUAGAAAUAAUAAUAAUAAUUAAUUAAUAAUAAUAAUUAAUAAUUAAUAAUAAGCCAGAAAAGAAGAAAAAAAAAAACAAAAAACUUUUUUAUUAAAUCUUCCUCUAUGCAAACCCCUCC
Molecule: messenger RNA, 4180 nt
Organism: Pyrgilauda ruficollis (rufous-necked snowfinch)
Lineage: Eukaryota; Metazoa; Chordata; Aves; Passeriformes; Passeridae
Gene: CNNM4
Product: cyclin and CBS domain divalent metal cation transport mediator 4
Exons: 7
Coding region: 148-2502 (784 amino acids)
Biological process (GO): magnesium ion homeostasis; magnesium ion transport
Cellular component (GO): plasma membrane
Molecular function (GO): sodium ion transmembrane transporter activity; magnesium ion transmembrane transporter activity
Source: RefSeq, a predicted model, not a curated record